AUGAUUCCCCGUAGGUUGAAGGUCAUCACUCAGAAUGUCUGUGUAUUUAUUGGCGUUUACCUUGGUCUCUAAGGGGUUGAGUGGACCUAUUACCUUGGUCUCUAAGGGGUUGAGUGGACCUAUUACCUUGGUCUCUAAGGGGUUGAGUGGACCUAUUACCUUGGUCUCUAAGGGGUUGAGUGGACCUAUUACCUUGGUCUCUAAGGGGUUGAGUGGACCUAUUACCUUGGUCUCUAAGGGGUUAAGUGGACCUAUUACCUUGGUCUCUAAGAGGUUGAGUGGACCUAUUACCUUGGUCUCUAAGGGGUUGAGUGGACCUAUUACCUUGGUCUCUAAGGGGUUGAGUGGACCUAUUACCUUGGUCUCUAAGGGGUUGAGUGGACCUAUUACCUUGGUCUCUAAGGGGUUAAGUGGACCUAUUACCUUGGUCUCUAAGAGGUUGAGUGGACCUAUUACCUUGGUCUCUAAGGGGUUGAGUGGACCUAUUACCUUGGUCUCUAAGGGGUUGAGUGGACCUAAACCAUGUCAGGAAAAUGCACCCCACACCAUAACAGAGCCGCCAGAACCCUUCACCGUGGGAAACUUUGUAUCCCUCAUUUACUCAAGUGCUUCCUUUAUUUUGUCAGUUACCUGUAUAUUAUUUUUCCCCCACAGGAAUGAGUCCUGCCUCCUGCCACGGCAGUGAGGAGACUACCUCUACAUCGGGAGAACCUGAACAACAUCAGCAGAACCCCAACACAGCCACCACGUCUCACCGCUGCUUUGGCUGUGGACAGGAGUUCCCCUCUGUCUAUGACCUGAUGCUACACCAGCGGACACACAGAGAGAGAGACUUCUACGAGUCUGUCUGUGGAGAGCUGUGCUACCAGAAAGAGUUACCCAAAACACAUCAGAAAGUUGACACAGGUGAAAAGCCACAGAGAUCCUUUUAAAGAAAAUUACAUUAGAAUCUUGUGUGUGAGCAGUCAUGUUGGAAACCAUGACUGCAAGAGUGUUGCGUAAGUGGUUUGAGUGACUGAGAAUAUGGUUUAUCACACUAAGUUUACCACAGCUCAACGUUAGUGAUGUUACAAUGUAAAACUCAACUACAUUGCUGACGUUGCAUUGCAUCAACCAAUGGUUGCGUGCCGUGUCAUUAACUGCACAGUCGGGUGUCAGAUUGCCAUAUCAUAUGAUGUGGUUUGAUGAUAAUAUUUAUGUUAAACACCUAUCCAUGUGUCGUGAGAUCUGGCAUGCGUCUGCCAUGCAGUCAGCGUGGAAUGUGACCAGUGAUAACUCACUCUGUUUUUUUUAUUUUACACAUUGGCCUUUCACUAGUAAACUGACACGGCGGCCGUGUCCGAAUACCCAUGCUAGCGUACUAAAUAGUAUGCGAAAAAUAAAGUGUUAUAGUAUGUGACAUUUCUAAAAUAGUACUCCAAAUGCGUCACCUAAUACGCGUGAAUUCUACUAGAACAAACGGCCGAAAUGAGUAUGCAGUUUAAGUAUGUAGUACGCUAGUAUGGGUAUUCGGACAUGGCCACUGUCUUUCUUUCAUGCAUCAGGAAUAGCUGUACAACACCAGAAGAAUCCCAAAGCUAAGAAGUCUCACGGCUGUGUAGUGUGUGGGAAAGAACUAUCUGACGCCAUGAAGAUGAAGAGGCACAUGAGAACACAUACAGGAGAGAAACCUCACUGUUGCUCUGUGUGCGGCAGGGGAUUCACACAGAAAGGACAUCUGAAAACACACAUGAAAACACACAGAGGUGAGAAGAAGUCUUAA
Molecule: messenger RNA, 1762 nt
Organism: Coregonus sp. 'balchen'
Lineage: Eukaryota; Metazoa; Chordata; Actinopteri; Salmoniformes; Salmonidae
Source: the annotation of a GenBank genome assembly